AUGCGCAAAAAGGCGUCGGGCGAUGCGUCCAAAGAAGACCCAAUGCAAAAUUUGUACAAGGCCGACGGUCUUACCAAACAAUCCUUCAGUAUUACCACUGCCUCCAACCGUAAGCUACACGUCAUCUCCUACUUCCGCAAGCAGGAUGUACGAAUGGGCCUGUUGCGCCGCGUGAGCGAGGACCCUCGGAUCACCGGCACAGGACCGGAAUCGUGGCAUGUGCAUGUUGAUGAAAAAGAGUUUGGCGAGCUACUCAACCGUGAAAAUGAACAGCUGCCGGAGACGGUGACGCUGAGCCGACCCGGUAAAAUGCCUUUGUCGCCCACUCACACGGAUUUCCGCGGCACGAAACGCUCUAGUUCGGAGCGCGAGCGCGACAGUGAGGCAGGACAUGCCGAGGAGAUGCCGAUGAGGAAUCGCAUUUCCCACAUUAACUACAUGCCGCGCCGUCCAAUGCAACCGUCUCCGCCGUAUGUGCGCGAGAUGGACGGCCACAUGACAUACCCUAUGCCGUAUGCCCUCGGCGAAGAUGUGGCCAUGAAGCGAUACCGUUACGACCAUGCCCCCACGUACCUGCACUAUCCAGGCACGGCCCCCCUCCACCUCUGCCUGCAAUGA
Malassezia japonica is the source of this 618-nucleotide messenger RNA. It is a transcript of the gene PTH2, whose product is annotated as Gluconate transport-inducing protein. Lineage: Eukaryota; Fungi; Basidiomycota; Malasseziomycetes; Malasseziales; Malasseziaceae. The record is from RefSeq and is a predicted model, not a curated record. Gene Ontology annotation, molecular function: DNA binding. The coding region runs from base 1 to 618 and encodes 205 amino acids. The transcript is spliced from 2 exons.